Molecule: messenger RNA, 1806 nt
Organism: Rhopalosiphum maidis (corn leaf aphid)
Lineage: Eukaryota; Metazoa; Arthropoda; Insecta; Hemiptera; Aphididae
Product: dynein assembly factor 1, axonemal-like
Exons: 6
Coding region: 1-1806 (601 amino acids)
Molecular function (GO): protein binding
Source: RefSeq, a predicted model, not a curated record
AUGACGAAAGAAAGGCUCAGAGAAAUAUGCAAGCAAAAUAAAUUGUACAUUAUCCCUCGUCACAAUGAUGUUUUAUAUCUCCAUUUUAAAGGAUUUUCAAAGAUUGAAAACUUGGAAGAAUAUACUGGGCUAAAAUGUCUGUGGAUAGAAAAUAAUUGCCUUACAAACAUUUCUGGACUCGAAAAUCAAACAGAGCUUGUCGGUUUGUACAUGCACAACAACGCCAUCUCCAAAAUCGAAAAUCUUGAUUGCUUGAUUAAACUUAACACGUUAAAUUUGAGCCAUAAUUUUGUUAAAAUUAUUGAAAACUUAGAUCACUUGCGGGACCUUAAUUCGUUGAUUAUGUCUCACAACAAACUUUCUACAGCGAGCGAUAUUGCUCAUUUGGCCAGCUGUAAAACCUUGUCUAUACUUGAUCUUUCAUAUAACUACUUAGACGAUCCAGAAAUCGUCGAUGUAUUUACUAACAUGGAAUCUUUGCGUGUUUUGUCUUUAACUGGAAAUAGUGUGAUUUCAAAAAUAAAAAAUUAUCGAAAAACAUUAACUGUAAAAUGUAAAGAACUUCGUAAUCUGGACGAAAGACCAAUAUUCAAAAAGGACCGUUUGUGCGCAGAAGCUUGGAGUACGGGCGGGAUCGAAGCGGAACAAGCCAUGAGAACCAAAUUAAACCAAGACGAACAAAAAGUUAUUUCGGAUUCCGUACGUGCGAUAAUGAGUAUGCGUCGAAAUAGGAAUGUACAAAUUACUCCAUCGGCCUCUGGGGACAGCGGCUAUCAGGAAGGUGUCGACGGGAGAGAUUCUACGGACAGCCUGAUCGUGUCUAAAGACUAUUACGACGAAUGCGAUUCUUCGGACGACGAUUCUGCCGACGAUGGAUCGCCCACCAAAGCCGCACUUCCGUUGGUAUGCGAAAUCGUCGAUAAUAACAACGGCGGAGAUGACUCUACCGACAAUUUUUUGACACGCGAUAACAGUACCGAUAACGAUGGUUUAAGCGAUCUUGAAAGUGAUGUAGUAGAUCGUCAGUGUGAUCGAAUAGAAGAAUCGAGUACUUGCACUGCCACAGUAGACAAUGGCAGCGGAAGCCAAGAAGACAUCGAUGGUUGCUAUCCCUCGAUUAUCGGUAUUGUAAACGAUAGUAACGAAUCUGCAGAACGAUUGGACGAAAAAUGCGAACACUCCGUUGACAGUAAAGUCGACACGUUUGAUAGCGAAGUGGUGAAUAUCGCCGUAGCAAACAAUACUGAACCAUCUCUCAAACAGUGUACCGAUGACCUUUUAAGUUCAAACGAUUCGACCGAUUUGGUCAUUGAACGUACCAAAAACGAGUUUGCUUCUGUAGAGACAAUUCACGUCAAUGCCGAAAUAAAUUCAGACGAAAAUGAAAAAUGUGUAAAGACAAAUUUGGAUUUCAACGAUGACAAAAAUAGUAACGAAAACUACAAUAAUAAUAACGUAAUAAAUAAUCAUUAUCGAAGUUUCGGUGGAUCAAUCGAAAUUAACAAAACAUUAACGGUUAACAUCAACAAAAAUUCUGAAACAUUUAAAAGCAAUUUAAAAAAAGGCAUCGAAGGUUUACCUACAUUAUGUUCGGAGCAAAGUAUUAACACUUCGCAAAUUUUAUGCGCAAAAAAGCUGUAUACCCUUGAUAUAAUUGAUCAUAAUAGUGCCGAAGAAGAAUCGGGUUCAUCUACAACCUGCAAAUCUGAUCAAAAUCAAAUUCAAGAAACUUCAAUUCGACUUCCAUGGCUGUUACCAUCUCAAACUACAGAAGAAGAGUAUUAUAUUAAAAAAAGUUCUGAAUAA